Molecule: messenger RNA, 1251 nt
Organism: [Torrubiella] hemipterigena
Lineage: Eukaryota; Fungi; Ascomycota; Sordariomycetes; Hypocreales; Clavicipitaceae
Source: the annotation of a GenBank genome assembly
AUGGCUCGAUCUCGAGUUUCGUCGCCCAUUUCCCUCGUCUCCGAGGUCUUUGACCAGCCAAAGUCGCCUGCGACCCGACCAUGCGACUCCGACUCGGACCUAAGCGACCUUGGGGACGGCGACGAAUUCGCCUAUGAGUACGAAGGCGAGCCACCACACUGCAUCAUUCGCAUCCUCCCGACAAAGGACCAGUGGGCCGACUUCCCCGCCAUCCUUGCCUUUGCUCGUCGCAUAGGCGCCGAGGCAGAUGGCUGCUUCAAGCUCAUCUUGCCCGACGAACUCAGACACGAUGCGCCAGUCAAGCCCGCGCGCACACUGACGUCAAACGGCUACAAGGUCACCCAGAUCCGCAAGAACAGGUUCUGGCGAGUCAGCACCAUCCCCUGCGAAGGCGUCUUCAACGAAGCAGACGACGGAGAAGGCUUUACAGGGUCGACUACAGAAGCCAUGAAUAAGUUGAAGACGCUGUUCCGCAAAAGCAGCGGCCGCAAAUUCCGCAACACUCGAUACCGCCCCGACGUUCCAGCGUGGACCGCACAGCAGCGACACCUCGCAGGCGUGCCCGAGACGAGCCCUAUACACCCGCUCAAGGGCGAUCUUCUUGACCAGACUAAAGUGAUUGUACCCGGAAUUCACACGCCAUAUGUGUACGAGUCCGCAGCACACUUUGGCGCCAUGUUCCAGAUCCACGCCGAAGACUACCGCCUGCUAUCGCUGAAUCAUCUGUACAAGGGCCGCAAGAUCUGGAUCGUGACACCGUGUACGACAAUAUCUGCUGUGGAGGCGGCGCUUGGCCGCGGUGACUCGGCGUGCUCGCAGUUCAUGAGGCACCGCGCCGAGUUUAUAUUCCCGGAGAAACUGACACAGCUGGGCAUCGACCACCGUGUAGUGGACCAGCGGCCGGGUGAGACGAUGGUGAUCUUGCCGGAUGCGUACCACGAGGGCUUCAGCACGGGGUACACGCUUGCCGAGGCGAAGAACUAUGCAGAUGAUGGGUGGGACAAGGCGCUGUAUGCGCCGUGCGAGGAGGCGUGCUCGUGGGCCACGGCGAUUCCUGCGGGGCACAUGGCGUUUCUGGAGGCGGGCGAGGAGAGGAUCGAUCUGCGUGCGGCGUAUGAGUUGGAAAGGAAGGAAUAUCUGGAUGGUGAGCAGCUGAAGAGGCCUCUGGAAGGUGACGAUGACAAUGCUGAGGAACAAGGGAGCCCUGAGAAGCGGGCUAGAGUUGAGGCUGACGGUGUAGAUGUAGAAUGA